Plutella xylostella (diamondback moth) is the source of this 1877-nucleotide messenger RNA. Its product is annotated as F-box/WD repeat-containing protein 4. The record is from RefSeq and is a predicted model, not a curated record. Lineage: Eukaryota; Metazoa; Arthropoda; Insecta; Lepidoptera; Plutellidae. Gene Ontology annotation, biological process: SCF-dependent proteasomal ubiquitin-dependent protein catabolic process. Gene Ontology annotation, cellular component: SCF ubiquitin ligase complex. Gene Ontology annotation, molecular function: protein binding.
UGACGUUUACUGUCUGUGAAGUAAUGCUAUGUUGCGUAGGAGCAAUAGUGAUUCCAUAGAAGUAAUAAACUAAUGAUAAUAAAAAUUUGGAUGGCACACACGCAAAAUUUUAUUCCAUUUGGUAAAAAUCAAUCCAAAUCAAUCAAGGGGGAAGGGCUAGGAAUAGGGGGAUGAGGGGAUGCCAUAUAUGACUUCACAGACUACAUUAUACUAAACAUAAUCACAGAAGCAAAACAGCUGAUUUCACUCAUCUCACGUCAUACAUACGUCAACUUAUAACCUAAAAAUGCUACCAUCGCAAACAAAAGCAAUAAAAACUUUUCAAUUCAAAUUCAAAACACAAUAAAAUGCAGUCACCGCAAUCUUCUUAAACUGCCUCAGCUUCAGAACUUGUGGAUCAUCGGAAUACCUGUGGAUCCGAAAGCCUUUCUAUUAUGAAUCUAAAACGACGAACAAGACCCAGCCAUGUCUGUAAUCUCACUGCCAGAGCUACCAGUAGAAGUUUUAGUCAACAUAUUCAUACACCUUCAAAUAGGAGACCUCCGAAAUGUAAUGCUCACUUGUAAAACAUUCAGGUCAUUGGUAUUGCAUGAUACCACAAUAUGGAAGAACCUAUCUCGAGGUAAACUGAUUAUACAGAGGUCUUCUAACACAUCAAAACGCAAUCUCCCAAUAUCACCAUACCACAACUACAGGGACUCACAUAAUUGGCGAUAUGGCAUAUACAAACAUGAAGCCAUAUUAAAGCACAAUGAAAACUACAUGCCAUGGAUUCAGUGUGAGGGUGAAAAAUAUCUGCUUGUGACUGUCGGGUCGGUGUUGAAAUGCGUUUCUCUGGAGAACAGGAGCCACUACAUACUGUGGAAACUGGAUGUGCCUAAGGUUCUCAGAGGGGAUAUAAGAACCAAUGACAUAUCAAGAUUUAUACUAAAAAAUAAUAUCUUGGCUUGUGGCAAUAGAGAUGGCUGUGUAGCAGUAUACAGAGUGAACAAUAUUCGGGAGAAGCCUACCUUGCUCAAGCACAUUGAGGAUUGCCACGAGGAUGGCGCGGUGGAGGUGUCUGCCGUGGAGGUGAUCAACAAACACCUCCCCUGCGUGAUCACCGCCUCCAGUAACAGCCAACAACUGAAGUUCUGGCACUGGGAGUGCAAUGAUGCUGGAUAUGAUGCCAGAGACAUUACCCUGUUCGAGAGUGUUGGCCUCAGAUGCCUAGCAGUGGACGAGGCGCAAGAGAGGGUGGCUGUUGGACCGAACGGGAGCGACCAGCCAGUGAUACUUGAUGUAGAGACUGGUGCCCAGCUAACGACGCCAGCCUCUCAGUUGAACUUGAAGCGGGCCGUCCGCGACGUGCAAUGGCGCGACGCCAGCACCGUGGUGUGGGUCACGCACUCCGGCCUGUUACAGUAUCUGGAUGUUAGGACUGAUCGAGUUGUGUACAAAGUCACGGACCCAUUCCAGUGUUCCCUCUACUGCGUUAAAACUGACGGCAGGAACGCCAUCGUUGUGGGGUCGUCAGAAUAUUCGCGCUGUGUGCUGUUCGAUAUCAGGAAUGCGGCCAGCCAUGUGCAGAUGUACUUCACACAGAAAAAGUGUUCACCGAUCUACAGUUUAGACUUCGACACUUCCACGCUCAUAGCGGCGGCAGACAGGAGCGUCACGGCGCUACGCUUCAACAAUAACACGAAGUGGGCUACCGUACGAGACUACUCUCAGACAUUUGAAGUUGUCAGAAGAUAAAUUUAUCGUUAGAAUUUAUUUCAUUUUGUAGGGUAUUUACUUUAGUUAAGUACUUUCGUAAAGCGAAAAUAAACAAAACAAAACGCCAUGAAACCAUUAUAUUAUUGUAAAGAUAUGAAUAUAUUUUCAAUUCAAAUGAA